CCGGGUAGGGCGAGAGUGUGUUUGCGGUGCGGUGUGGUGUGUUUAGUGGAUGAGUUCUACAGGAAGCCUCUUUUCCUGAUAGAAGUCGGAAAUAAAACAUGCAGCUGCGCCGAAUCAGAACCGCCGGUACUGCUGACACCGGGCUGGAGAUGCAGAUAUAACAGAGGGGAGCAGUCAGUCACCUGCUUGCGAGGAUAUACACACACACACACACACACACAGAGAGAAGCAGAAAUCUGCCCGACCGAUGCGGACUGCAGUGGCGUUCACCGGCUUUACGCAUUCCCGCAUUCCACACGCGCGCUCAUGACAAGGACGCAAGCUUCAUAAACACCUUCCAACUCCAUCCACCGGAUAUGGAUGGAUUCAGUCUAAGUAGAAUAUGGAUUUGAUUUAAAACGACACGCUCCGAAUUGUAUUAAAAUGAAGGGGAAGAAAGAAUCUGAUGCUCCAUAUGUCUAACAUGCCUUGAAGUAACUGUAAAUGUAGUCUGCCUCACUGCAAGAUGGCACCUGAAAUGACCAAGAUUGAUCUGUUGAGACUUUGACCAAACUGUCCCAAGAGCUCUGUAACCUGAGCCAUGCAGAAGUGCUUCACAUCCACUCCUCCAUCCAAAGCCCUCCAUCCCCAGCCUACACAUCACCAUCAACGAUCCACACCUACCCACAAUCUUCCUCCAGAGCAGCUGAACCAGUCUAUGAACACUGCUCUGAGUCAUAACAUGGCUAGUAAUCAUGUGAAACAGCACCGCUCAUCUUAUUCCUCAGCUUCGGUGCCGGUUUCUGGCCCAGGAACUCCUUCUCGUGGCUCCCAGCAAACUCAUGGUUCCACUCGGCCAUUAGAGCUUGGUCAAACAUCUGUAGUUACCUUUAGCUACAUUGAGAAGGCGAAUGUCAUGCAAUUGGAGAGUCCACACAACUUCUUGAGGAUGCAAAGUGAGGCCACUCAGCCACACAAGAAUGAUCCGGCCUUGUCUGUCCCCUCAGGCUCCUGCAGCAAUAAUAGUCCUUUUCACCAGCAGGCGGGCUCACCCGCGCUCAACCGAGUCACUGUGGACUGUGAAGGCACAGUGGGUCGUGCAGCCACCCAAAGGGCUCUAGUGGACUUUGGGUCACCUCAACAAAGGUCUAAAUUUACCCAUGGGUCAGACUGGAGUCCAGGGCAGAAACACAACCAGCAAGUGCAAUGUCAGUCAUGGGUAGGAUCUCCUGGUCAUGACGUGUAUUCACACAACUACGAUGCAGACAGGCCAAGUGCUCCAUAUGGCCCAUCAAGUAUCCCAGCCUCGCACGGUUUGCCAUCCCACACAGGACACACUAACCUCCCCUUAGAGCAAAACUCCAGUCCCAGGGUCCAGCAAGACCCAAACCUACACCAGCUAAUGCAUGAAGGCACAUCCAGUGGAGUGGAUGGCAGUCCUCUCUCAGGUCAGAAGGGCAAUUUGUUGAUCACUAAUGCACAUUCUGAAGGUCUAAACCAGCUCAGCGGCAGCAAUACUUCUUCAGCACUGAACAGUCCAGAAGUAGCACGUAGGCUUGCAGAGGAAGCCACUAAAAUCUCUGUUAUUUUUGAUGAUCUCCGAAAGUCCCCUGCUCCCAAUGCUUUUGGAGUCCAGAGUGAGCUAAGCAGCCCCAAACAAUCUCAAAACUGCCCUUCCCAACAUCGGAGCCCACCUAUGAAAAUGAACAUCCCCUUACACGGAAUGCAUUCUGAUCUCCCUGUAACAAACGGGGCUAUUCCUUGCUCACAGGCAACAGAGUUUUUAGCCAAUCAUAGCCCUGAAAGAGGUGAGCAAACCCAUUACUUCUGCAGCCCAAUCCCUUUAGGACAGGCAUCGGACUCCCCAGCUCUCCCUUCUCACGCAAUACGUCCAUGGUUGUCGAAAGGGGAUAAGGACUCACCCUUACGAGACCCUCGUGUCCUUUGGGGUGACUUGUCAAGCACAGACAGUCCCACAUUGCACAGGAGGAGACUUCCACAGUAUACCGGUGAAGUCUGGUACCAUCAUGAUUCCUGGGAUUUGAACACACACGCGUACAGUGAGCCCAGGGAUGAACCUGCAUCUGAUAGCGUGGAGAUCUCCAGGAGGCUUCUUAUUGGGCAGCAUAUUGAGGAAGCACCAAUCAGCUGGACCUUCAUGCAGAGGUGGCAGGAGCACAAUCUGAGUGAAAUGGAGAUGCUUAACCCAGUUCAGAGAUCGGGAGAGAAUGAGAUGGGAGCAGUCGAGGACCAAGGUUUAACAGUGAGCACAGAUCUGCCGACAGGACAGGAGACUGUCGUGUUGACGCAGGAACAGAAGCAAGCGGAAUGGAGACGCAGACAGGCUUUGCUACUUGGCCCUGUUGUGCUGGAUGAAGAGAAGGCAGAGGUGGAGCAGAACGGUGUGCCAACUUCUUCUCCAAGCUCUAGUGGAGUCACAGGGAGUUUGGGAGAUCGUGAGUGUCUUUCACCUGAAUCAAGCAGUAACAGUAACCAGACGGAACAUGCCAGCUCGGUUAUACAGUCUGAUAGUGGCUCAGCUGUACUGGGACCAUCUUUGCACUCCCAGAAGAUUGCUCGAGCCAAGUGGGAAUUCUUGUUCGGCACCACGACAGAUAACAUCUCCAAUGACCAAGAGAAGAACCUGUGUACCGUGCCUCCGAGCUGCCUCUCCACUCCAACUCCACCCAAUUACCUACCACUGGAGGAAGUUGCUCUCCGAGCCAAUCAUGACGUUCAGCGUGUCGAGGUGGAGCUUGUAACUCCUCCCCCUGCUGCUCCAGGUACAUCCCCCAAAACGGGCAUAAUUCGUCGUACUCUGAAGUACUCGGAGACGGAUCUGGAUGCAGUUCCGUUACGUUGUUACUGGGAGACUGACAUUGAUGAGGUGCUGCUGGCUGACAAGGACGACUCUGACUCAGCUUUCGGGAGCAACCGGAGUGUGAUGGGCACCUCCGGUACAGGGAGCAGCCCCCUGGGAGAAACGGCAUACAAGAGAACAGAUGGAGAAGAGGAGGAGGUGAAGGAGGAGGAAGAAGAGGAAGAUGUGGCCAGCUGGGCAAGUGUUCGCACACAGUGUGAUAUGAGGAGGCAGCAGGCCAGUCAAGACCAGGAUGAGGAGCAGAUACUUGGCAUGCUUUUCAAGAGACCCUGUUUUAAUAACGGUCACCCAGCCAUGAAAUCACCUGUUCUGGUACGAGGCCCAUCCCAAACUACGGGUAACAACAUGGACACGUUUAGUCACCAUUUUGAGAGCAUCCUGGAGUCCCAGCGAGCUAAAGGCACCUCUUAUAACAGCCUGGACAGCCUGGAGCACCUGACCUCCAGCUCUCAGACCAUGCUGACGUUUGACCUUCCAACACUGACCCCACAGGUGAAGGCUCCGAUGUAUCACAGCGUACGGCAGAUCGUGGAGCUCAGCUUUGCCCCCCUUGCGCAUGCCGAGAUGCCCAGUGUGUCCGAGUCGGCUCUGACCAUUACGGGAGACACGGAUGCCACGAGGGCACCAUCCAGCGAACGGCUCAGCAGCGGCUCGGAUGACAGAUCAGCUGGACACAGCUGGACCAGUGACGGUGUGCUCAUACUGCCCAGAGAGAAAUCUGCACGGCUGGCUACAGAUGCGGUCUUGGAUCAGGAGCUGAAUGAGCGUUUGGGACUGGGAAGCAGCGACACGCUAACCAGCAGUCACCGUGCUGACCUGGAGGCUGCCAAGCGAUUGGCUAAACGGCUCUACAACCUCAACGGGUUCAGGAAGUGUGACGUCGCUCGCCACUUAAGCAAGAAUAAUGACUUCAGCAGGAUGGUUGCACAGGAGUACCUGAGUUACUUUAACUUUACAGGACAGACUUUGGAUCAGGCCCUGAGGACCUUCCUACAGGAGUUUGUGCUAAAAGGAGAAACACAGGAGCGAGAGCGAGUCCUGGCUCACUUCUCGCACCGAUACCUGCAGUGCAACCCUAUCCUCACACUCUCUGAAGACAGCGUCCACACACUGACCUGCUCCCUGAUGCUGCUCAACACAGACCUGUAUGGCCAGAAUAUUGGCAAGCGGAUGUCCUGCACUCAGUUCGUUGGAAAUCUGGAGGGACUGAACAAUGGGGAAGAUUUCCCUAAAGAACUCCUCAAGGCUCUCUACAGCUCCAUUAAGAAUGAGAAGCUUCAGUGGACAAUUGAUGAAGAGGAGUUGCGCAAGUCGUUCUCGGAGUUGGGAGAGCACCGUGAAGACACAAACUCAAGAGCUAUAAAGUGCACAGGGAGUGGGAUAGUGCCAGCGUCUGGUGCACUUCUCUACAAGACGGGUUUUCUGGUGCGCAAAGUCCACGCUGACUGUGACGGCAAAAGAACCCCACGAGGGAAGAGAGGUUGGAAGACCUUCUACGCCGUCCUGAAGGGUCUUAUUCUUUACCUCCAGAAGGGCGAGUAUCGACCUGAUAAGCAGCUUUCUGAAGAAGAUCUGAAGAAUGCCGUGUCUAUCCACCACUCACUGGCUAUUAGAGCUGCUGAUUAUCACAAGCGGCCCAACGUGUUCUACCUGCGCACGGCUGACUGGAGGGUCUACCUCUUCCAAGCUCCGAACGCAGAACAAAUGCAGUCUUGGAUUACCCGCAUCAAUACAGUCGCAGCCAUGUUUUCUGCCCCACCCCUCCCAGCUGCCAUUGGCUCCCAGAAGAAAUUCAGCCGCCCACUGCUACCAGGCUCUGCUUCCAAACUCUCACAGGAGGAGCAGGUAGAGGCUCAUGAGGCUCGCUUUCAUGCCACCUCCACGGAGUUGGCAGAGCUCCGCUCAUACCCACCUGACCGGAAGGUUAAAGGUCGUGAGCUUGAAGAAUACAGACUUAGGGAAGAGUAUUUGGAGUUUGAGAAAACCCGAUACGAGACGUACAGCAUGCUGCUCAGAGCGAAGCAACGCUGUGGGAGUGAUGAUCUUUCAGUUUUUGAGGCCAUGCUGCUAGCAGAGGGCUCUCUGCAGAGGGCUCAGUCCAGUCCCAGUCUCCAGGAGAGCAGUGGCACGUGCAGUGCCAGAGACAAGGCUCCUCCCAGCACAGGCAAUGGCACCGGAACCAGCCAAGGCCAGAGACACAGCUAUCGUCAGGCUGUCAGGAAGUGACUCAGGAACCUCACACAAAGCUCUUUGUACUAGAAAGGAAGUGAGGUCAUUCUCUUUUCCUGCUGUCUGUGCUUGGAGGUGUAGUAGCACAGAUCCUGACUGAGUCUGACUCUGAGAUCAUGACCUGAUCAAAGAUGUCACGGUGCAGGUGCUGUGGCGGUAAAGGAAUGUGUGAGACUCUCCAUGGUGUUUGUCAAGGGCUGAAUUGAAGGACCGAAGGAAUCUACUGUAUCUGCUCAUUCUUCUUUCACAUCUGGUUUCCAUGUGUUCUUUGGAUUUUGCACACACACAAAUCUCAGAUCGAAUCAAUCUUAGGACCAAAAGAGCUCUGUACCUUUAAAAAUGACUGUUAGCACUGACAGCAGUUGUGUAAGGGUCAUUCAAUCAAAGUGGUGUUGGCAAUCGGUCUUUUUACCAAACAUACUGAAAUACCAGUCACGGUUUUAGUUAGACAUAACAGAACUAGGGGCAUCUCAUUCCACAAGGUUACAUCUUAUUUGUGCCCACAAUUUUAGACACUUAUAACAACACAGCUGUUCCAUUUCUCUAUGGAGCUGGACUGAAUCCCAAACAGCUCCCUGUAUGAUUUUAGUGCAGUACCAGGACGUGUGAAAACCAUGUGCCCUGUGUAUAGCAGUAUAGUCAAUUUGGAAGCCAGUUUGAUUGGAUUCUGUCCAGCCCUUUAUUUAUUUAUUUUUUAUUAGAAAUCACAACCCAGAAUCAACCAUGGAGUAAAGAUAUGUGAAUGAGUGAUUGAGCACUAAAAAUAACUUCCUGUGGCACUACAACUUGAAAACCUUGUGGACUGAGUAGAAGAUUAUAUUGGUAGAGGGAUCAAACAAGUGGCUUUUCAUUUUGAAUGCAAAAAUUUGUAUGCCCCAGAAUGUAUCUUGCACUCAAAUAUUCUUACCUUUAUUAUACGUCUCUGCAGUUUAUUUACCUUGGAAUAUCUGAACUUGUUACUUGUCCUUGUUCUUUUUCUUGGUUUUCUUGCCUGAGUGUUUUUGUCCAAUGUGGCCAGCAUGGCUGAAUAGUGAUGGCUUCUUGUAAUCUCCUCCUCUCUUCUGCAGAAAAGCAGUGAAUCUAGUGGUGAUGAGAAAUUAUACCAUGUCGUUCGGCUGUCUUUUAGGCUUCUCAUGUUUCCUACCUUGCUUUCUGAAUGACUCCGUUACACCUCAUCGUUUUGUGCAUCUUCGAUAUCCAGGUUAAUUGUAGGUGUGAGGCCUUUAAAACAACUUGAAUCCAAUUGAGUAAUCAUUUUCAUGUCUUUGAAAGCCACCAAUGAUGACCAAAAAUCUUACCACCAAUACAUUACAUCCCAAGAAAGUGAGCGCCAUUAACAUAAAGCUGUACACAAAUUGUGGUUUUUUGUUUGUUUGUUUUUUUUAUUAUGGCAACCGACUUUUCCACAGGACGUAGGUCAGCAUAGAAAGCUUUUUAUGCUUAUUCUGAGUGAUGCAUCAAUCUGAUUAGCUAUCUGGCUAACCACAAACCUUUAACCAAAAAAGGAAAUGUAAAUCUUGGAUACAAGACGCAUGAAAUGACCAGGUGUAAACAGCGUCAGCGUGUCUGUGAUUUUUCACUUGGGCAGUGGUCACGAGUUGGUCCGUUAUUGUUACGUUUUGUAUGUGUAGAUGAAUGAGUGCUUGAAAAAAAAAAAACCAUCAAAUGUAUGCUGAAUGUUUGGUACAUGGAUGGAUAAUGGAUUAUCAGUUUAUGGCUCAUCAGCUGCAGCUUGUCCGGCAUAGGCCUAUAUUUGUAUGCUCAGUCAGAACGUUUCCAUGUUAAAUUAUUUGGCACGCUUUGACCUGUAUGAGAGUUAUUAAUACACAGGUGAAACUGUAAUGUCUGUAUAAUGUAUGUAUAUUAAUUACUGAGGCAUCAUCUAUUAGAAUACUAUUAACUCAGUGAGUCAUGGUGAUGAGAUUCCACAAUCACGUUUAGAGAUUCACUUGUUCUCAUCAUAUAUUUAUUAUUCUGUUUGGUAAAAUGGUUUCAGCAAGUAAAUGUGGCAUAAAAAAACCAAA
Messenger RNA from Neoarius graeffei (lesser salmon catfish), 7113 nucleotides. Its product is annotated as PH and SEC7 domain-containing protein 1-like. NCBI's taxonomy places the organism in Eukaryota, Metazoa, Chordata, Actinopteri, Siluriformes, Ariidae. Gene Ontology annotation, biological process: regulation of ARF protein signal transduction. The transcript has 17 exons. The coding region runs from base 581 to 5086 and encodes 1501 amino acids. The record is from RefSeq and is a predicted model, not a curated record. Gene Ontology annotation, molecular function: phospholipid binding; protein binding; guanyl-nucleotide exchange factor activity.